Messenger RNA from Linum trigynum, 3438 nucleotides. The record is from the annotation of a GenBank genome assembly. Lineage: Eukaryota; Viridiplantae; Streptophyta; Magnoliopsida; Malpighiales; Linaceae.
CGGAACCACAUGUCCACAUUACUGUAAUUUCCAGAGCAGUCUCCUUUGUUGGCGAAACGCCGGGGUAACUAUCAGCUAUGACGAACUCAGAGGAGCUUGAUCCCAACUUCCCUCCAGGCCUUCACUUGGUCUCCGCCUUCCUCGCCAGGGAGCCUUCCGACUCGUUAAUCUCCAUUGCAAGGGCGUGCGGCGGAGGGAUAGUUUCAGAGAAUGUCCAGAAGUUUAUAUGGGAGCACUGCAUAAACCAAGCUGCUGCCAUAGGUUAUGCCCCUUACUUGAAGAAUUUUGUGAAGAAGCUUAUUUCUGAAGUAGAGUCAACUCAUGGGUGUGUGUUGGAUGAAUUAUACGAACAUUAUGGUUAUUACAUGACCUCAUUGAAGGAAGAUAGUUUCGGCAGAGGAAAAGCCUGCAAACACAUUUCCUUCCUUUUCACAGAUGGUUCUUUUGAACUUUCAAGUUGUCCCAAAUCGAGAAAGUUGGUGGUUCCUCUCAAUUGCUCACUUAACAUGCUUGAAGGAGACACAGGAUGUUCGGUUUGGCCUUCCAGUCUGUAUUUGUCUGAGUUUACUUUCUUUCCCAGAUAGAUUCACCAAUAAAACUUGCUUUGAGGUAAUGAACAUGUUAAGGAAUAUAUAUAUACUCUUAUUUGCAUCGAGGUUGUUGUUUAAUAAUGUGAGGAUGUAUGCAGUAGCUAGCUGUAAUUCUACUCUUUUUGCUCUUAGACUUCCUUUUUUGAGUUGUUUCCUUGAACUGGUUUCGUUAUUGACUCCUCUGAAUGUCAAAUCAGGUUGGUUCUGGCGUUGGCUUGGUUGGAGUUAGUCUUUCUCAUGUCAAAGCUUCGAAGGUAACUGAUAUGAGAACCAAGUAGCUGAAUAUCUGUCAUUGAAUGUUCCUUUUGGUUUAUUAGCUUUAUCGUGUUGUCUUUGUUUCCCAUGCAUGAGUGUAGUUCUAUACGUCUGUUCACUUUUUAUGCUAUGAUCAUAGGCUCUUGAGUUACUGAUAUUCAAGUGUAAAGUUUUCUGAUGUGAUCUGCGAUAACUGCUCUAGUUUCCACCUGCUACAGGUUGUAUUAUCUGAUGGCGAUCUGUCAACUUUGGCUAAUAUGAAGCUUAAUUUGGGGUUAAACAAUAUAAGCACCAGAAUGGAUGCGCUAGAGAAAUGUGACAAGGAGCUAAACUUGGUAGGGUUUUUUUCUUCUUCUUUUUCUAAUGAUAAGUUAUUAAGUUAUAUUCAUAUACUAGAUUCUGUAAGCCGUGCCUUAGUCCUAGUAUUUUGUGGGCAAAAAAAAAAAAAGGAAUGAUAUUUAGUGAUCCCAAAGCAGGUGAAAUCUGACAUCGGGAGUAAUUCUGAGGUGCAAUGCAUUCACCUGUCAUGGGAAUCUGCUGCUGAAGCCGAAAUUUAGGAGUUCACUCCUGAGAUAGUGUGAGCAAUCUUAUCUUUCCUUGAAAUUGAAAUGCACUUUCUUCAACAACAUGUUCUGCUUCAGAAAUGACAGCCAUUCUCUUAAUGCAUCAUUCUACAGUUUAGGCGCUGAUGUAAUCUACGACCCAGCAUGCCUCCCUCAUCUUGUUAGAGUACUUGCAACCCUAUUGAAGCAAAGGCAAGUAACUUCUCAGACAAGGAACAGCAACUGCCAGGAGGACAUUGUCAAUGAAGGCAGAGCUGAAGAAGCUGAGAAUGAUGAACAAGCAUCUGCUGAGUCAAUGAAAACCCCUGUGGGUUACAUUGCUUGUGUGAUACGGAACAUUGAUACCUUCAAUUGUUUCCUAGACCUAGCAGAGCAGGGUGGCCUUACAAUCACAGACAUAACCGAUACAGCAAGGCCAUUGAAGUUACUUCCUUAUAUGAGCUCUUACGAUCCUUCUAGUGUCCGUUUAUCUACUGUCACUUCCAAAUGCUGAAAAGAUCCAAACGUUUAGUUACUUUCCACCCUAAAAAGAUUCCUGCUUUCUCCAAAUAGCAGUCGGGACCGCAUGUUCAUGUGAAAGUUCUUAGGUGAUUUUGUUCUGUUACCUCCUUUUCCCGUGAAUCGAAAGCCUUUCUUUCCAUGUGGGCCUAGAUAUUCACUUUCACUACCCAGUACCCACACAAUCAAGUGACAAAGUCGCCGUUCUUUCCCCCCUACAACAAAUACAUUACUAGAAAAGAGAUUCACGGGUGUCAAUGAGAUUCUGGCAGAUUCCCGGACGUUUUGUUUUUUAGCAAAAUAUUUCUGAAAGAUUCCGUCCCAUCCCUCUCCCCUGCCUCUGCAAACCAAAAAGAUUAAAAGACCAUGCAAGGUUUUGAUGUUUAGUCGAUCGAAGUUUUAUUUGACUCCGUUUACCAAAACUCCAUUCUCACCUUCGCCACCUUACUGUUAGCUAGUGACUGUGUUCAUCAAGACCGGUCGUCGACGAAAUGGGUAGUGUAGAAGAGGCGGUGGAGGCGAUCCAUGCAUGGUCAGCUCCGAGGUCUCUCAGCACCAGCCUCAUGUACUCUUUUGCUCAGGUCUUCAUCUCUUUGAGCUAUUGACUCAUUUCUGGUUAUAUUUCCUUGUACUUGUUUUCUGAUGGUGGGUGGUGAAGCAGAUCUCAAGUUGAGUGAGUUUGAACCGGAAAGUUGAGUGCUUGUUGAGAUCAGCUGACACAAAUUUGUGAGAAAUUGGGGGGUACAUUUGUGAUUCCUACUGAUGAUUGUUCGCUUUUGACUUCUGGGUCUUGCUUAAGUUGACGAUCGAAACGAACUAGUUCAAUUUCACUGAUUUCUGUGCUUUUUCAAAUGGCAAAAAGAAAAAAAACAGAGAGAGAGAGAGAGAGCCUGCAAGCGAAUGCAUGGACCUUAAAGAUAAGAAAUUUAGUGUUUGAUUCCCUCUCAAGGACAUCUGUAUUUUGCACCUAAGCAUUUCGGUUCUAUUCUUUACUUCUCCUCAGAGUGAUGACACUGAAGUUCUUGACGAACCUCUGUAUGCAACUUUCCUAAAAUCGACUGGUGCGGCAAGACCAUGCAGAGAGCAGGUUCUAAGCUCCAUGGUAUGCUGCUGCAUUGCAUUAUCGUCCCAUGCCAAUUUCAUGCUAUUUGAUUAUAUGUGCUUUUUGAUCUGGUAUUCCACUUUCAUUUGGUUUGAAAUAGGAAGCCGAUGAAGAAAAGGUUGUAAAAGAUGUAAUCUUCGGCCCGGGAAGAAAGAAGUACAGAUUCUGCAAGGUAAUGUUUGGGCAACACUUUUGAUGGUAGAGUUCCCAAUCACUAAGAAGAUGUAAUCUUGAUGCCUGCAAAAGAUACAGAGUGAAGAGAAUAAAUAGCUAACUUGUUUUGUCUGAAAUAUAAUACAUUAUCCUCAAAUCAGCUUUGAGUUAAUGAUUUGCAGCGUCUUUCCUUUCCUUUUUACUAUCCGCAGCAUAUCUGGAAACAAAGGUUGCCUGGUUUGCCCAGUGAUUUGUUGAAGAAAGGGAAGCACUUUAU